This is a messenger RNA of Impatiens glandulifera, 547 nucleotides long. RefSeq lists its product as uncharacterized. The coding region runs from base 90 to 302 and encodes 70 amino acids. The transcript has 3 exons. The record is from RefSeq and is a predicted model, not a curated record. Lineage: Eukaryota; Viridiplantae; Streptophyta; Magnoliopsida; Ericales; Balsaminaceae.
AUUGUCAACCCUUUGUCUAACCGGAUAUCCGAAACUAACAUUAACAAUUUUCAUCUCUUAUCGUCAAAUUUCAGCAAGAACGAACGAGGAUGUCGUCAGCACCAGAGGAACCAUUCAGGCCAAGAGAGAAGCUUUUUGAAAAACAAAAGUACUUCCAAAACAUCUCAAAGCAUACUUACCUGAAAGGCCCAUUUGAUAAGAUCACUUCUGUUGCCAUCCCAGCAGCCUUUGCAGCAACUUCCCUUUUUCUAAUUGGACGAGGGAUCUAUAACAUGUCUCAUGGCAUCGGGAAGAAAGAAUGAAUGAAAACUAGCAUGACUCUCUUCUGUUGGUGGCUUCUUAACUUUGCUUUAUUAUAUAAUACAGGAGGUUAUAUGAUUUGUUUUGUUUUGAUUCUAGAUUAUGUGUAAUAAUAACUAAAUUAGCUGCAUACUCAUUGCGUGCUACAGAUUCCUGGCAUAUUUUGUCUACUUUUGUUAAGAUUGCUCUCUUGAUUUGUUCUUUGAGCCUCAUGGUCAUUAAUAAAAUGAUUUUCAUUGGUAUUUCA